UCCCCUAGAAACAAUAGUCCACUGAGUGUUUAUUAACAUCUCAAUUACUGAAUAUUUCGAGCAACACGCGACGGCCAAACUAUCGCAGAAUAUAUCAAAUUAAAACGAGUGAAUAUAUGAAUGUGUAAUAAGACAACAGGUCGGGUUUAAACAAAAAAUAAUAAAUAAGAUCCGGUUGCAGGGACAGGAAGCAAGGAGAUACUCAUGGCGCCCGACUAGAAAGAGGCAACAAUUAUCGGUUAGUAAUUUGUGUCGUGUUUGGCGCCUCUGCAGCGGAGGACACCGAUCUGCGCGAAACCCCACGGUAAGGAAAAAGCGUGGAGAUCGAGGUGGCGGGCGGAGAGAAGGUUUUCAUUUUCUUCAGGGAGAGAACCCGGACGGUCUGCGGCGGCUCAGGCCCUCGAGGUCCCCAGUAGAGCUCUCUGAAUGCCUGAGUGGAAAAGCGGCUGCCUGGCGGAAAAUGGCGACGCGGUGCAGGCAGGGUUACGGGCAGCUAGGCCCGUUUUAAAAACUCGGCUAGCGCACGUCACUCCCGAGGCUGUUUCAGCCGAUGUGUCGAACAGUUCACAUCUGUGACGCAGCUUUCCACUCACAGUUCAUUCAGACGUUCAGACCCUCCUGGCUCGAGGGGCAAAUGUCGUGCGAGUGUUUUAAAGCCUCGCAGAACACGACAGAGGCAGGAAAACAAAGCAGGUCUGCCAGCUACGUGCUAGCGUUAGCUGCCCUGCUGCACUGGGAGCUAACGCUAGUGUCCGAUGACAUUGGGGCUCUGAGGCACAAAGAUGUCGUUUUUCCGUGUACAAUCGCGGAUAGUUAUGGAUUCGGAGGAGAAUGAGGUGGAGAGCAGCAGUGAUGCAGGCCCCUCGGGGAUGGAGGAGCCAUCCGAAAGCGGCAUGGGGGUGGAGUCAUCAGAGGCCAUGUCUGCAGACAGCAGUGAUGCUGCUGCCUCUCAUACACAGGCCCCAGAGUCAGACUGCCAUGUGGGACAGAGCUCAGAGGGACUUGUGGUGUUCAUCCCAGAAACCAGCUCCAGUACAGAUGUCCGAGUUUCAUCAGUCCACCUCCCCGACUCCUCCUCAGUGGCCCAGUCCACCAGCGUGUCCAGUGUCUCCACGGUGACUCAGUCAGUGCUGGUGUCUGGGUCAGCCCAAGUGCUGGUCCACUCCAGCGCUGUGUCUGAAGGAGCCAUGAUGGUUUCUGACUCAACUGCUUCUACCUCGUCAGACCUGGGGUCUGCCAUUGACAAAAUCAUAGAGUCCACCAUUGGGCCUGACAUUAUGAAUGGUUGUAUAUCUGUGACCAGUGCAGAAGAUGGGGCUGCAGAAACAACCCAGUAUCUGAUAUUACAAGGACCAGAUGACGGUGCUCCCAUGGUAGCUCAUAUGUCAUCUUCAGCCAUGUCCAAUCGUAUAGCCAUAGAAGCUCUCGCUGAAGGUCCCACAUCCACCUGUCUGGACCAGGGGGACCUGCAGGGCAACCUUGACCAGCCCGAUGAUCAGCCUGGACACUCGGGUUACCCAGAGGACAGCAGCAGUCAGCCUGACCAGCCCCAGCACUCCCACCCCUCCCAGUACAUGGACUGCAGUGCAGAUGGCCCAGACCAGACAGGGGAGUCCUCAUCUUCCUAUGUAGAGUGUUCUGGCGAGGAACCUGACCAGACACGCUCCCAUUCAGGCUUCCCUGACUACAGUGGGGAUAACAGUGACCAGGACCUGCCUGGAUACGUGGAAUGCAGCGGAGCUGACUCGAAUGCUACCAGCCAAGGUCACUAUGUGGUAGAGUGCAGCGCUGGGUAUCUUGAGUGUACAGUGGACGAUGGACAGCAGGCUCAUCAUUCACGCAGUUACAUUGACAGUAGUGCAGACCACCGCUCCCUGGUAAGUCGGCAGUAUGUGACGGAGUAUGGCGGAGAAUGUAUUGCAGCUGCAGACUCUGAGCAGCCGGGUUGUUCUCAGUACCAAGCUGGGGAUGAUGAUGAAGAUGACGAGCAGAACCAGGAACCGGAUCAGCCACAGCACUCCCGACAGCAGCCGCAACACUCCUGUUACAUGGAGAGCAGCAAUGGCCCCGAGGCCUCGCUCUAUGCCGAUGACAGCUCUUCAUCAGACCACCCUCUGGCAGACACAGCGGGCUCAGGCGGGCUUCCUGAGGCCCUGGAGAGCAGUGAGAGCCAGUCUGGGCCCUAUAUCAGCAGCAGUGGGACGUAUACCUCAAAUACAGAGCCUGAGCUGGCUCAACAGUGCUCACCCAGCCAAGAGGAGCCGCAGGGCUCCCAGGGGCCUCAGAUUGAAGCUGAGCUGGUCAGGGAGAUGGAGACAUCAACAGUAGCAGAAGUCCCAGGGGACAGAGCACCAAACCUUGCUGAGCUGGAGGAGAUGAUGGAAGUAGUGAUUGUACAGCAGUUCAAGUGUAAGAUGUGUCCAUACAAGAGUGCUUCCAAAGACACACUCAUUAACCACAUGAGAGACAAACACUUUAAACCUGCAGGGAACGUGCCAAAGAAACGUAAACGUGGACGACCUCCUAAAAGUGAGACGUUGGCCCGUCGUCAGGCAGAGAGGGAGGAAGCUGAGGAACGAAAGGCAGCAAAGGUGAAGGCUGCGGAGCCUCACCAGGCAGAGGAAGAAGAGGAUGAUGUUGUGGAUUCUGGUGCUAUUGACGAUCCUGAAGAGGAUAGUGACUACAGCCCAACAGAGGAGGACUGCAAAGAAAGACCUCCUGCCAUACUGAAAAAGCCCACUCCCCCUAUUUCCUCCUCCUCUUACGGUCGUCCUCGACGUAAGGUUGGUCGUCCGAGGAAGUACAGCUCUUUAGAAGACGGCUACAACGGCAAAGAAUCGGAAAGUAUUGCUAAGAAGCCCAGGGUUAGCGCUGAUGCUAGUGUUCCUGAAGAGGCGAGCUCUUCCGGGUUAGGCAGCGGUUCUGCUAUCGCGAUUGAUGGGGACACUGCUGAGGCCACAAUAAGCCAAUCUGACUCUGAGAACAAAGACCCUUCAUCCAACUCUCAGCCAGAGGAGGAGUUCUUCCAGAGGAAACGGGGCCGACCCUCCAAGCGCUUCCUUCGCAAGAAAUAUAAGAAGUACCUAAAUCGAAAUCGUUACUAUAAAUCCCUCAAACCUCUCCUGAGACCUCACAACUGCUGGAUCUGUGGCUCGCGCUUCCUCACUCAGGAAGAUUUGCGUUUCCAUGUGGAUUCGCACGAGGGCAAUGACCCAGAGCUGUUUAAGUGUCUCCAGUGCAACUAUCGCUGCAAGCGCUGGUCCUCACUCAAGGAACACAUGUUUAAUCAUGAGGGUAUCAAGCCUUUCAAGUGUGAGGAGUGUGAUUACACAAGUGUCUACAGGAAAGAUGUACUUCGCCACUCAGCAGUCCAUAACAAAGAGAAGAAGAGAAGGACAGAGUUGGUGCCAAAGGUGUCCGAGUUCCCCUGCCCUGUGUGUCACAGAGUUUAUCCCAUGCAAAAGAGAUUGACCCAGCAUAUGAAAACCCACUGCGCAGAGAAACCACACAUGUGUGACAAGUGCGGCAAAUCUUUCAAGAAGAGGUACACAUUCAAAAUGCACCUACUGACCCACAUCCAGAGUCUUGGAGACAGCAAGUUCAAGUGUGAGUUUUGCGACUACAGUUGUGACAACAAGAAGCUGCUGCUCAACCAUCAGCUGUCCCACACCAACGACAGGCCCUUCAAGUGUGACUACUGUAAAUACACCUCUUCUAAAGAGGAGUUCCUGGUCUCCCAUCUAGCCAUCAAACACACAGGAGAGAAGCCUUUCUCCUGCGAUAUGUGUCACUUCACGACCAAGCAUAGGAAGAACCUGCGUCUACAUGUUCAGUGUCGCCAUCCUGAGGCGUUUGAGGAGUGGUCUUCGGCUCACCCUGAGGAGCCUGUGAGGAGACGACGCAGACCCUUCUUCACCCUCCAGCAGAUAGAGGAUCUCAAACAACAAAAUGACGACACACAGGGUUUACAGAGCACUAUUGUUGCAGUGGAUUCCGCGACACUACAAGCCAUGCAGGGUAUUGAAAAUGCCUCCGUGUCCCAGGAUGCAAUGGGAAACACCACCAUUAUUUAUGAACAAGCUGAAUCCAGUGAACUAUCCGCCCAGAAUGCCCUUGACCUGCUGCUGAACAUGAGCAACGCACGUGAACUGGCUGGAAACUCCUUACAGGUGGCUGUGCUCAAGGCAGAAGGUAAAGCUUUGGAGAAGGGCACUUGGAGCACAGUGACCACAGAACCGGGCCAGACCCAAAAGGUCAUGACCUUCCAUGUGUCUGAGAACGGUGACACGGUGCUACAGGAGGCCUACGACGCCACCCCCUCUGAAACAGCAGAGCUCACCCAGAUCGCAAUAGAAGCCUACGAAAGCGUUGGCGAAUUCAAUGUGGUGGAGCAGGCUGCUGAAGAAAUCCACAGCCCUGGAUACAGUAAUGAUGAGAGCAGUCCAUCGCAGACUUUAGAUGUCUCUGGAUCAGAGAGCAUAAAAAGUGAAAAGUUCUAUCUCACUUCAUCGUUGCCCGAUGGCGUGUUGCAACAAGUAGAGCUAAGCAGUGAAGCUCCAUCCUCUCCCUCUGCGGUGGGCUCUCCCAAUUUCGGCUCCAAGAGGUUCUCCUGCCGAAUCUGUAUGGAGUCUUUCCAUGGACGCUCUGACAUGGAGAACCACAAGAGGGCGCACAUAGAUCCCAACACGUUCAAGUGUCCUGACUGUGACUUCACUUCCUCCUCCUGGCCUGAGGUUAAGGAUCACAUGGAGCUGCACUCCUACUUACGUCCCCACAAGUGUCCAAACUGCAGCUUUGCCUCCAAGAACAAGAAGGACCUGCGUCGACACACGAUGACCCACACCAACGAGAAACCCUUUUUUUGCAAACUCUGCGGGCAAAGGUUUAACCGUAAUGGCCAUCUGAAGUUUCACAUGGAGCGUCUCCACAGUCAGGAUCAUCCUACUCGCAAGACACGUAGCGACUCAUCUCAGCACACCAUCAUAGUCAACAGUGACGAGGAGGCUUUAGCCACGCUGCAGUCCCUGCAGGCACAUCAGACUGUCAUUACUCCAGAGCGGCUGCAGGCCUUGGGACAGGAGCACAUCAUUGUAGCUCAAGAACAGACGCUGUCAGACCAGGAGGAGGGCACAUACAUUCAGCAGAUAACCACCAUAGAUGGACAGACAGUUCAGCACCUGAUGACAGGAGACAACCAGGUGACAGAGGUCCAGUACAUCAUCUCACAAGAUGGAGUUCCGCAUUUGAUCCCUCAGGAGUAUGUAGUAGUAGCUGACGGUAACCACAUACAGAUGCCAGAUGGACAGAUCAUCCAGUAUGAGCACGAUGGGACCUUUCUGCAGGAGCAGCAGAUCGCCGUGAGUCAUGACGGUCAGAUCCAGUAUCUGCCCAUCAGCUCGGAGCAACAGAUAGUGAAUCCUGAAGACCUGGAGGCCGCGGCCCAAUCUGCUGUCACAGCAGUAGCAGAGGCAGCGAUGGCGCAGACUCAGACGGUCUACACUGAAGCUACACCUGAACAGCUGGAACAGCUGCAGCAGCAGGGCAUCCACUAUGAUGUCAUCACCUUCACUGAUGAAUAGACGGCUUCUUAAAACUACUUGGACUCAAACCUGCGUCGCCCAGGACCAAUACAAACCACUAUGAGCUGACAAGUACCGUGCAGUGACCUCAACUUAUUUAUGCAUUCAGCUGGCUGUGAACUAAAGCAUCGUGUCCUCCACGGUAUCAUCUGCUCGGGGGUGUUUGCACUGUUUAGUAAGAUCAACAGCUUUUUGUAAAUUCAGAUUAUUGCACCCAGCGCUUCUAACUUAAUCAUAGGGGCUGUGCAUUUAGAAGCGGGAUUGUAAUUAUUAAAAUGUAUUUGUGUUUAUGUGCCUCAACUGCUUCGAUUUGCAAGACAAUGUUAUCAAAGAAAAUGAAACGGCUUAUAUCGUGUGUUUGGAAAUAUACAGAGUAUCCAAAUGAACAUUUUAGUUUUCAGAUGGAGUAAAUGGAAAGGGGAGCGUUUAUUUUUGAUCUGUAAUAAGACAUGUUGAUUGCUAGAAUGCCACAACCUCAUGUUUACUGAAUAUGAACAUGUACAUACCUUUUACAUUUGUCUUUUGUUCUGUAAAGAGCGAUUUGUUUUGGAUUAGUGAAUAUGAAGUGUUUAAUAAGCUAAAAGCUGACACCAAAUAAAUCACUUUGUGUAUAUUCUCUGUA
This is a messenger RNA of Hippoglossus stenolepis (Pacific halibut), 6201 nucleotides long. It is a transcript of the gene znf335, whose product is annotated as zinc finger protein 335. The record is from RefSeq and is a predicted model, not a curated record. Gene Ontology annotation, cellular component: nucleus. Gene Ontology annotation, biological process: regulation of gene expression; positive regulation of neurogenesis; brain development. NCBI's taxonomy places the organism in Eukaryota, Metazoa, Chordata, Actinopteri, Pleuronectiformes, Pleuronectidae. Gene Ontology annotation, molecular function: RNA polymerase II cis-regulatory region sequence-specific DNA binding. Bases 783 to 5579 code for a protein of 1598 amino acids. The transcript has 28 exons.